UGCACCUGGCCGGGCCAAGCGCAGAGAACAUGGGCAGCGACCGGAACGCGCCCGGGCGGACAACCUGGGCUGACAGCCUCCUCGGUGGCCAGGAGGCGGCGGCACGGCCGCGACUGCUACCGCUACUGGUGGUGCUUCUGGGCUGCCUGGGCCGAGGCGCAGCGGCGCAAGAUGCUGAAGUCAACGCCGAGAACUGGCUGCGUCUCUAUGGCUACCUGCCUCAGCCCAGCCGGCACAUGUCCACCAUGCGCUCCGCCCAGAUCCUGGCUUCAGCCCUGGCUGAGAUGCAGCGCUUCUACGGAAUACCCGUCACGGGCCUGCUUGAUGAAGAAACCAAGGCGUGGAUGAAACGGCCCCGCUGUGGGGUGCCAGACCAGUUUGGGGUGCGUGUAAAGGCCAACCUGCGACGGCGGAGGAAGCGUUAUGCCCUCACCGGGAGGAAGUGGAACACCUAUCACCUAACCUUCAGCAUCCAGAACUACACAGAAAAGUUGGGCUGGUACCACUCACUGGAGGCAGUGCGCAAGGCCUUCCGUGUGUGGGAGCAGGCCACGCCCCUGGUCUUCCAAGAGGUGCCCUAUGAGGACAUCCGGAUGCGGCGGCAGAAGGAGGCUGACAUCAUGGUACUGUUUGCCUCUGGCUUCCACGGUGACAGCUCACCCUUUGACGGCACAGGUGGCUUUCUGGCCCAUGCCUAUUUCCCUGGGCCCGGCCUGGGCGGAGACACCCAUUUUGAUGCAGAGGAACCAUGGACCUUCUCCAGUACUGAUCUAUAUGGGAACAGCCUCUUCCUGGUGGCAGUGCACGAGCUGGGCCAUGCACUGGGACUGGAGCACUCAAACAAUCCCAGCGCCAUCAUGGCGCCUUUCUACCAAUGGAUGGACACAGACAACUUCCAGCUACCCGAGGACGACCUCCGGGGCAUUCAGCAGCUCUAUGGCACUCCUGAUGGUCAGCCACAGCCCACCCGACCCCUCCCCACUGUGACACCUCGGAGGCCAGGCCGACCAGACCACCAACCCCCUCGACCUCCCCAGCCACCUCCCCCAGGCGGGAAGCCAGAGAGGCCUCCAAAGCCGGCUCCCCCAGCCCAGCCCCGCGCCACAGAGCGGCCUGAGCAGUAUGGUCCUAACAUCUGCGAUGGGGACUUCGACACAGUGGCCGUGCUGCGUGGGGAGAUGUUCGUGUUCAAGGGCCGCUGGUUCUGGCGGGUCCGGCACAACCGAGUCCUGGACAACUAUCCUAUGCCCAUAGGGCAUUUCUGGCGUGGCUUGCCCAGUGAUAUCAGUGCUGCCUAUGAGCGCCAGGACGGACGCUUUGUCUUCUUCAAGGGUGACCGAUACUGGCUCUUCCGAGAAGCCAACCUGGAACCUGGCUACCCGCAGCCGCUAACCAGCUAUGGCCUGGGCAUCCCCUAUGACCGGAUUGACACGGCCAUCUGGUGGGAACCCACAGGCCAUACUUUCUUUUUCCAGGAGGACAGGUACUGGCGAUUCAAUGAGGAAACCCAGCAUGGAGACCCCGGAUACCCCAAGCCCAUCAGUGUCUGGAAGGGGAUCCCCAUUUCCCCCAAAGGGGCCUUCCUGAGCAACGACGCAGCCUACACCUACUUCUAUAAGGGCACCAAAUACUGGAAGUUUGACAAUGAGCGCCUGCGAAUGGAGCCCGGUUACCCCAAGUCCAUCCUGCGGGAUUUCAUGGGCUGUCAGGAGCACGUGGAACCCGGCCCCCGAUGGCCCGACGUGGCGCGCCCGCCCUUCAACCCCGACGGGGGCUCGGAGCCUGGGGCAGGGGGUGACAACGAGGACAACGAGGAGGCGGGGCCUGUCGGCGGGGAGGGGGACUUCGAAGCUGGGGCAGACAAGGACGGGGACAGCCGCGUGGUAGUGCAGAUGGAUGAGGUGGCGCGGACUGUAAACUUGGUGAUGGUCCUGGUGCCGCUGCUGCUACUGCUCUGUAUUCUGGGCCUCACCUACGCACUGGUGCAGAUGCAACGCAAGGGCGCACCGCGCAUGCUCCUCUAUUGCAAGCGCUCCCUACAGGAGUGGGUCUGA
This is a messenger RNA of Chrysochloris asiatica (Cape golden mole), 2054 nucleotides long. RefSeq names its product matrix metallopeptidase 15 (membrane-inserted) (gene MMP15). Lineage: Eukaryota; Metazoa; Chordata; Mammalia; Afrosoricida; Chrysochloridae. Gene Ontology annotation, biological process: extracellular matrix organization; collagen catabolic process; proteolysis. Bases 30 to 2054 code for a protein of 674 amino acids. Gene Ontology annotation, cellular component: extracellular matrix. Gene Ontology annotation, molecular function: zinc ion binding; metalloendopeptidase activity. The transcript is spliced from 10 exons. The record is from RefSeq and is a predicted model, not a curated record.